UCCCUGCCAUCUGUUGCAUCGAAACUUGCUAGUCUUUCUGCGACCGGUUGCCAAUGGCUGUUUCUAGCUGACCACGCUACCAUAGAAUGCCUUGAUCGUACUAUCGUACUAUCAGUCUAUCAGUCUAUCAGUCUACCUGUCUAUCAGGUCUUCCACCAAGAAUCUCUAAUCUUAUCGUCGCUAGCCAUGUUCCACACGUUUGAAGGCUUCGAGAACCCCGGACUGUCGAAUCCGACCCGGGGGCGCAAUCAGCGUCAACCCUCCGUUGGCCGUCGAGUCACCACCCUUCGGGCUUGCACGUCUUGCCGGCAUCGCAAGAUCAAAUGUGAUGGCGAAAAACCAUGCGAAGCAUGCAGGUGGUACAAGAAGGCCGAUCAGUGCCAGUAUUCCGACCCUCGUCCGUCGCGCAGACACGUGGAGAAACUGUCGACUACAUUGGACGAGUUCCGCGGGGUGCUCGAGAAGCUGUUCCCCGGAUUCCCAGCUGAGACCCUGGUGAACUUGCCACGCGAGAAACUACUAGACUUGGUGGGUAAGGGUCCAUCGCAUGUGCAGACGCAGCCGCCACAUCCAGCCUCCCCGGCCACUUCUGCAUCGGCCGAGGCCCACACAUCCCCGGCUUCCAGUGAGGAUGGCAAUCUCGAGUCCCUCCAGACCAUCCCCGACCACACCAGCCCUCUACGCCCGCUGAGAACCCCAGCGUUUCCGAGUGGCAUCUCGGAUGAUGUCAAUGCCUUGUCCCUGUCGGCUCAGCAGCCAUCCUCAUACUUAGGUGUGUCUUCAAUACAUGCGGUGCUCAAGGUCAUCGUAUGGUUGGACCCUGGAUCCCUCACCCACCUUUCACGCACUCCAGCCCAUGGUGGUCGGAGAGGAUCCAUUGACCUCUCUUCUUCUCCAGGCAGCCAGCACUGGCCGGUCCAUGGGUUCCAGCCGCGCCUCGCGACGCCCGAGUCCCGACGAGCGUCGGAAUCCCAAUUGCUGGACGCUUACUUUACUUACGUUCAACCCUUUGUGCCAUUGUUGGAUGAACCGGCCUUCCGCGAAACCUACCACAGUGGGAGGCGGAGCGAUGAACAGUGGCUGGCUUUGCUGAACAUUGUCCUUGCCCUGGGCAGCAUAGCAGCCUGUCCGGCGCACGACACGUCGCAUCAGACUUACUUUCUGAAGUGUAAGGAGCUCGUCAAUCUGGAGUGUCUGGGCUCUUCGCAGUUGGAGACCAUCCAGACCCUGGGUCUCAUGGGGGGCUAUUAUCUGCAUUACACGAGCCAGCCCAACCUAGCAUAUGCGAUCAUGGGGGCCGCCUUGCGGAUGGCAGCGGCACUGGGCCUCCACAAAGAGCUCUCCGACAGCCAGACUGGGGGGAGCCGACAAAGACAAUCGUCCACCGACCAGAAGCGCCGCGUGUGGUGGUCGCUGUUUUGUCUGGAUACGUGGGGGGGGAUGACCCUCGGGCGACCCAGCAUGGGCCGUCUGGGGCCGACCAUCACUGUCAAGCUGCCACAUUAUCGCGAAAAGGGAAAUGUACUGGAUAUUCUACCCCUCCUGGAGAACGUGCGCUUCUGCAAGAUCGCCACUCAGAUCCAAGAAGUGCUGGCGGCGUCGCCGCUGACCAAGUUCCAUGAGAUGACGCAGCUGGACAGCCAGCUGCUGGAAUGGUACGAGAACCUUCCCUAUAUCCUCAAAGACCACGAGCCGUGCUCCGAAGCCAUCGCGUUCACGCGGACGGUGAUGAAGUGGCGGUACUACAACCAGCGCAUGCUCCUGUACCGGCCGACCCUCCUCAGCUAUGCGAUGCGGCGGGUUCCGUACAUUGUGCUCCGCUCCGAGGAGCGGCUGGCGAUCGAGCGGUGUCGCGAGAUCGCCGAGAUGACGAUCCAGGACAUCGCGACCAAGGCGCAGGACCAUCAGAUGUCCGGGUGGAACGCGGUCUGGCUGAUCUUCCAGGCGGCCAUGGUUCCGCUGCUGGGCCUGUUCCUGAACGACGGCACGGUGGACGACCCCCGCGCGACCGUGGAGGCCUGCCAGGCGCAGGUGGAGACGACCAUGCUCGUGCUGGCGCGGCUGCAGUCGUGGAGCCCCACGGCGAAGUCGACGUUGGACGCGGUGUCGCGCCUGUUCGAGGCCAGCAAGCGCAACUCGGCCUUGCUCAGUGCCGCCAGCAGCAUCGACAGCGGCAGCUGUUCGAACCUCUGCGACGGAGGAGGGGGGAUGCCCGGGGCGGCGGCGGCGGCGGCCGGCGCCGGGGGACUGCUACCGCCGGGGGUCCUGGUGAGUCUGGAGAAUGGGUUUUUGGAUCCGUUCGACCCGCCGUUCAUCGACGACUCGGCCGGGCAAUACUUAUGGGAUUUUCUGAGUUGGAGCGACAGCAGCCUGCUGCAGGGGUUUGCGGAGAUCGACAAUGGGGGUGGUAGUUUUGGGGUGCUUGCUGGCCCCGGCCCCGAGGAGAGACAUGUGAAGUACGGUGGAGACCCGAUUCUGCUGGGCGGACAGCUGAACGACUCGACCUUCUUUGUGAAUCCGGCCGCCCCAUUCUACUAAGCUGGUAGUUCUUUCGUUCUGUGAUGUUACAUACCCUUUUUUUUUUUUGG
This is a messenger RNA of Aspergillus fijiensis CBS 313.89, 2588 nucleotides long. RefSeq names its product putative C6 transcription factor. The transcript is spliced from 3 exons. Gene Ontology annotation, biological process: DNA-templated transcription; positive regulation of transcription from RNA polymerase II promoter by galactose. Gene Ontology annotation, cellular component: nucleus. Bases 187 to 2538 code for a protein of 783 amino acids. Lineage: Eukaryota; Fungi; Ascomycota; Eurotiomycetes; Eurotiales; Aspergillaceae. The record is from RefSeq and is a predicted model, not a curated record. Gene Ontology annotation, molecular function: zinc ion binding; RNA polymerase II cis-regulatory region sequence-specific DNA binding; DNA-binding transcription factor activity, RNA polymerase II-specific.